Molecule: messenger RNA, 1446 nt
Organism: Mucor velutinosus
Lineage: Eukaryota; Fungi; Mucoromycota; Mucoromycetes; Mucorales; Mucoraceae
Product: transcriptional regulator opi1
Exons: 6
Coding region: 1-1446 (481 amino acids)
Cellular component (GO): cytoplasm
Molecular function (GO): cystathionine beta-synthase activity
Source: RefSeq, a predicted model, not a curated record
AUGUUGCCUCCCAUCACUGAUAGUAUCCAAGAAAGCAUUGGAUCCACGCCCAUGGUCAAACUGACCCCACAGAACAAAGUCAAUAUCCUUGCAAAGCUAGAGUACAUGAAUCCUACUGGAAGCGCAAAGGAUAGGCUUGCAAGGUAUUUGCUGGAUGAGCACGAAAAAAAGAACCCAUUCGAAUCCAGAGAUGCUGCCACUGGUAAAAAGACCUUGAUUAUCCCUACAUCUGGUAAUCUUGGCAUCUCACUUGCUACUCUGGCCGCUAAGCGUCAAUACCGUAUCAUUGCCAUCUUGCCAGAACGUACAUCCAACGAUCGCAUUUCUUUGUUAAAAGCAUUAGGCGUGGAAAUCCUGAGAUCACCCAAUGAAGUCAGACCCGAAGCACCAGAAAGCGCGCAUUCGGUUGCUGCUCGACUUGCUGAACAGCUGCCCAACGCUAUUGUCAUGGACGAGACGAAAUUACGUGAUUUGACAGCCUAUCAUGGUUUGGCAGAGGAAAUCCUUCAACAAACAAAACUGUCUGUGGAUUAUGUGUUUGUGGGCGUUGAAUCAGGUGCCAUGUUGACAGGCAUUGCACAGUAUCUCAAAAACAAGAUGCCCGGUGUGAAGGUCAUUGGCGUUGAACCCACUGAUUCUGCGCUGGGAGACAAUGGAUCGGCAAAGCCUGUGCGUGGUGUUGAUUGGAAGAUUGAAGACUUGGGCAGCAACGUCAUUCCAGACAGCCUCGAUAAGAACCUGGUGGACGAAUGGAUCAAGAUCUCUGACAAGGAGGCAUACUCCAUGGCACGUCGAUUGAUUCGUGAUGAAGGCAUUCUUUGUGGACCUUCAUCAGGUGCCUUGGUUGCUGCAGCUGCUCAUCAUGCACACGCCAUCACUAACCACAGCACACACACUCCACAGUCAGUUGUCAUCCUGAACGACUCUUGCAAGAACUACACAUCCACCCUGUUAUCAGAUGACUGGCUGUUCGAAAAUGACUUGGCCGAUGACCUGAUCACAAGCGAGUUGCAGUAUAUCUCUCAAAAUAGAUAUCGUGCUGCUAGUGUGGAGGAUCUUCAAUUGCCUGCUGCGGUCACUAUUGCUCCCACUGCGACUGUAUCCCACGCUAUGGAUCUUAUGCUGGAACGUGAGUAUUCCCAACUACCCGUGAUCAAAAAUCGCAAAUUGGUAGGAUACGUAUCUUUGAGUGCCUUGCAAGAUCGUUUGGAAAGUGGCUCGGUUCAGUUGGCGGAUACCGUUGGUGACGCCAUGUAUUCGUUCAAAAAGGGCGUGGUUGCCAACAAAUAUGAAAUCAUCACGCCUGAUACUAGUUUGGCUGAUCUCGCCAAGUUCUUUGAGAAGAACUCGUUUGCUGUAAUCACUGAUGCAAACAGAAAAUGGUGUCUUGGUGUGGCUACAAAGUAUGAUUUAAUUAGUUUCUUGCAUAGACGUCAAUUCUUGUAG